AUGGAAGCCACGCGAUUAGACGCGUUCCUCGCCGUCCUCCUGCUCGCCGUCGCGCUGCCCUUCAGCAGCUUUCCCCAACGCUCGUGGGCCGCCAAACCGCCAGACCCAGCGGCUGUGGCGGCGCCGGUAGAGGAGGCGGCGGCGGCGGCGCGGCUGAACUACAGCGAGGCGCUAGAAAAAUGCAUUUUCUUCUUCCAGCUGCAGCGGUCCGGUAGACUGCCGCGCUCGCAGCUACCCACGUGGCGUGGCGACUCGGGACUCACGGAUGGCAAGGCGGAAGGGGUGGACCUGACGCGCGGGUACUACGACUCGGGCGACAACGUCAAGUUCGGCUUCCCGCUCGCCUUCACCGUCACCGCGCUCGCCUGGAGCGUCGUCGAAUACGGCGCGCAGCUCACGGCGCUCGGGCAGAUCAAGGCGGCGCGCGACGCCGUGCGGUGGGGCGCGCACUUCUUCGUGCACGCGCACCCCAAACCCAACGUGCUCUACGCGCAGGUGGGCGACGGGCAGUCGGACCACAGCUGCUGGCAGCGCCCCGAGGACAUGACCACGCCGCGCACCGCAUACCGCCUCGACCCUCAGCACCCCGGCACCGAGCCCGCUGCCGAGGCGGCGGCAGCACUGGCGGCGUCGAGCAUGGUGUUUGGCAAGACAGACGCCAACUACUCCAAGUCGCUGCUCACCCAUGCGCGCCAGGUGCGCUGCUCACCCAUGCGCGCCAGGUGCGCUGCUCACCCAUGCGCGCCAGGUGCGCUGCUCACCCAUGCGCGCCAGGUGCGCUGCUCACCCAUGCGCGCCAGGUGCGCUGCUCACCCAUGCGCGCCAGGUGCGCUGCUCACCCACGCGUGCCAGGUGCGCUGCUCACCCAUGCCCGCCAGUCCCGACUCCCCUGCUUCCCCCACCCUCCCCUCCCCCCCUCCUGCCAACCCUCCAACCCGUGGCAACCCUCAGCUGUUCAACUUCGCGCGCAAGUACCCGAAGAAGUACACGGACAGCAUCCCCUCCGCCUCCGCCUUCUACAACUCCUACUCCGGCUUUAAUGUGCGUCGCCCUCCGCCCUCCUGCACCCUGCUGUGUCCCACCAUCACUCUUGUUCUGCCUGUGCCAGCACACAUGCACGCUCUGAGACAUGCUGCUGAUGUGUCUUGCUCUGUGCAUGCUGACGUGUCUUUUUCUGUGUAUGCUGAUAUGUCGUCUUACAUGUUUUGCGCCACCCAGGACGAGUUGCUGUGGGCGGCGGUGUGGCUGUACCGCGCCACGGGGGAGAGGCGGUAUCUGGACUACAUCGUGACAAACGAGAAGCAGCUGGGCGGCACGCAAUCGUCAGUGCAGAACUUCUCGUGGGACAACAAGUAUGCCGGCGCUCAAGUGCUGCUCGCUAAGGAGUACCUACGGCGGCAGGACCCGGCACUGGAGCUGUAUCUGAAGCGCGCCAAGGACUUUGUGUGCGGCACCGUGGUGCGCGGCAUGCGAUCGCCAGAUCACCAGGUGCGUGCCGUGGCAUCAGAUCACCAGGUGCGUGCCGUGGCAUCAGAUCACCAGGUGCGUGCCGUGGCAUCAGAUCACCAGGUGCGUGCCGUGGCAUCAGAUCACCAGGUGCGUGCCGUGGCAUCAGAUCACCAGGUGCGUGCCGUGGCAUCAGAUCACCAGGUGCGUGCCGUGGCAUCAGAUCACCAGGUGCGUGCCGUGGCAUCAGAUCACCAGGUGCGUGCCGUGGCAUCAGAUCACCAGGUGCGUGCCGUGGCAUCAGAUCACCAGGUGCGUGCCGUGGCAUCAGAUCACCAGGUGCGUGCCGUGGCAUCAGAUCACCAGGUGCGUGCCGUGGCAUCAGAUCACCAGGUGCGUGCCGUGGCAUCAGAUCACCAGGUGCGUGCCGUGGCAUCAGAUCACCAGGUGCGUGCCGUGGCAUCAGAUCACCAGUACGUCACGGCCAUCAGCAUGGUGCUCUCCACCUUUGCUGACAUCCUUGACGCCGCCCCCGCCAGCGCCGGCAACGCCACGGCCAUCAUGUGCGACUCCACGCCCAUCACCCCCACCGCCAUGCGCCGCUUCGUCAAACGCCAGGUGCGCGCCGUCCCCCAUGCUGCAUUGCCAUACGUGUGGCUGGAGUAUCUACACUUGACAGCAUCGUCCCUUGCUGCUCUCAACCUGUUCGUCUCCAAUGGAGACUCCAACUGCUCCUCCUGUGCUACUGUGGACUACAUAUUGGGCGUGAACCCCAAGAAGCUGAGCUACAUGGUGGGCUUCUCCUCCUCGUACCCGCAGCGCGUGCACCACCGCGGUGCAUCCCUGCCGUCCAUCUGGGUGAACAACACGCGCAUGGGCUGCAACGACGGCUGGCCCGCCUUCCAGUCCAAGGCCCCGAACGUGAAUGUGCUGACGGGGGCGGUGAUAGGCGGGCCGGACAGCAGCGAUGCGUUCCGGGACGAGAGGGACAACUACCAGCAGGUGGAGCCCUCCACCUCCAUCAACGCCCCCUUCGUUGGUGUCCUCGCCCGCGUUGCUGGAGGCCCCCCCAAGGCUAGCCCUCCACCUGCCUCCCCCAAGGCCCCCCCUCCUCCCCCCAAGGCACCACCACCUCCUGCUGGCAAGCGCAAUGCCAUCAGUAGUGCGUUGCUAGACGCUCUGCGGCUACCGCCGGACGCGCGUGCGCAGGUCGUUCAGAAAGGCGCGCGCGCGCGGUGGUGGUGCACGGGGAUGGGGAAGAAGGGGAAGGGGAAGCCGGGGAAGGGGAAGGAGAAGACGGAGCGCAAGACGGCGAAGGCGGAGGCGAAGAAGCAGCGGCGCGAGGAGAAGAAGGUGGACGAGGAGGACGACGUCGACGCCAUCCUGGCGAAGAUAGCAGCGGAGGAGGCGAAGAAGAAGGAGGUGCAUGUGGAGGAGGGCGUGCCGCCGCCCUCCCCUCGCUGCAACGCCACCCACUCGAUCCAUUGCCUCUCCUUCGCUCCCCUCCUCUCCCGCUUCCUAUCCCUCGACCCCCUCGCCCCCGGCUGCUUCCCCGUGCCUCAUUCAUUCUGUGGCCCCUCUCAUCUCUCUCGCCCGCCCAACCACUCGCCCGCGUGGCAGAUGGUGGUGAAUCCGCUCAAGGACACGGAGCUCAUCAUCUUCGGUGGGGAGUUCUACAACGGGGAUAAGGUGUGCCUUGGGGUCACACCUGGGGGAUGGGCUACUGGCGCCCACCAUUAUUGA
Messenger RNA from Closterium sp. Naga37s-1, 3189 nucleotides. NCBI's taxonomy places the organism in Eukaryota, Viridiplantae, Streptophyta, Zygnematophyceae, Desmidiales, Closteriaceae. The record is from the annotation of a GenBank genome assembly.